This is a messenger RNA of Lacerta agilis (Sand lizard), 3790 nucleotides long. RefSeq names its product glycoprotein nmb (gene GPNMB). NCBI's taxonomy places the organism in Eukaryota, Metazoa, Chordata, Lepidosauria, Squamata, Lacertidae. Gene Ontology annotation, biological process: cell adhesion. Gene Ontology annotation, molecular function: integrin binding. The transcript is spliced from 11 exons. The coding region runs from base 153 to 1850 and encodes 565 amino acids. The record is from RefSeq and is a predicted model, not a curated record.
CACAUGAUGAGCCCUGGGGCUUUAAUUUAAUCAGAAGGGAGGAGGGCAGCAGGCAAACUUUAUUCCCAGUUUUGCUCUGAAGAGGUUUGGACAAACAGCAGGCUGGUCCAUGCAAGUUCUGUGCUUGUGAGUCCAGCUGUGCAUUUCCAGUUAUGAAGAGGGUCUGCCUCUUCUUCCUCCUUGGAUACCUGCUUGCAGCUGAAGGAGUUCAAUCUGCUGUGGCCACCAGACAAUUUCGAGAUGUGAUGAGUCGAGGAAGGGCAUCUUCUCACGCCAAGUUCCAUAGGGGGCUGAGGAGCUGGUCCUCCGAUCACAACAACUGGAAUGACAAGCUUUACCCAUACUGGGAAGAAGGAGAUCCCAGAUGGAAAGACUGCUGGAAAGGGGGAAGGGUUGUGGCCAGUCUGACCAGUGACAGUCCAGCUCUGGUGGGAUCCAAUGUAUCCUUUAAUGUGAUCCUCAAGUUUCCCAGAUGUCAAAGAGAAGAUAAUGACAGCAAUAUAAUAUAUGAUCGACACUGCAUCAACGGUUCUUCUGAUUAUGCAAAUCUUACCGACCUGUAUGUUUACAACUGGACUCAGUGGAUUGACGAUUGUGACGGGCAAAAUUGCUCUCAUAACAGUAGUCACAAUGUGUUUCCAGAUGGCAGACCUUUCCCUCACCACAAAGACUGGAGGAGGAGAAACUUCAUCUAUGUGUUUCACACUCUUGGCCAGUAUUAUCAAACAACGGGAGGUUCUUCAGCUAUGGUGUCCGUCAACACAACAAAUAUCACGCUUGGCAAUCAAAUUAUGGAAGUAUCAGUUUAUAGGCGAAAUUAUCGAUCGUUUCAACCAGUAGCCACAGCAAAUGUUGUUUAUGUCGUAACAGAUAAAAUCCCUUUCUAUGUGAACAUGACCCAGAAGAAUGAUCGCAACGCCUCAGACUACAUUUUCAUCAAGGAUAUCCCCAUUACGUUUGAUGUCCAGAUUCACGAUCCUAGCCACUAUCUGAACCGCUCUGCUAUUUCCUACCGCUGGAAUUUUGGAGACGGCAGUGGUUUAUUUGUUUCCAACAGUUCUGUGGAGAUGCACACAUAUAAACUUCUGGGAAAUUUCAGCCUUGACUUGUCUGUCCACGCUCUUAUACCCGCCCCUUGUGGACCACCAACACCUCUUCCACCAGUAACUACCCCGCUGCCUUCAAAUGUAACUCCCACCUUCAAUAGUUUAACAGAGGUGCCAACAGGACAGUCUCCUGUCGAAGGAUGCCAUAUUGCUCGAUCUGGACCUUAUAAAGCAUUCCUCUUCAUUGCAGAGGGGAUCCUUGGGGUCAAUAUUAUCCAAAUGACAAGUGUCCAGGUGGCAACUACUCAGGUUGAGAACUCCAUGGUUGAUUUUGUGGUAACCUGUCAAGGGAGUCUUCCUACAGAUGCCUGCACAAUAAUUGCUGACCCCACCUGCCAGGUGUUACAGAGUGAGGCAUGUGACCCUGUUGACAUAGAUGAGUGCCUGCUGACCAUAAGACGGACCUUUAACGAAUCCGGAACCUAUUGUGUGAACAUUACACUGGGUGAUGCAGCAAGCCUGGCUCUCACAAGUACUUUGAUAUCCAUCAAUGGAGCUGCAGGGUCAUUUUCAAGGACAGCAGAAGGUGUUCUGCUCGCUUGCGGUUUCUUGGUGGUGUUUGUUGCCGUUGCGACUUUUUUCCUUUACAAGAGAUAUAAAGAAUACAAGCCUAUUGAAAGAAAAACUGGAGACGAGGCCAGUAACGAGGGACUGAGUGUUUAUUUCAACAAUGUCAAGGCUGUCCUCUUCCCGGCAAACAAUGAGAAACAUCCUCUGCUGAAAAAUAAGCCAGGAAUUGUUUAACUCAUCAGUAUAAUCGCUUAUAUUUGUAUGCAUUUGGGGAUUCACAUUGAACUGUCAUUCAAUGGAAGAAUACCUAAAUGUUAAAAUCAGGAUUUAUGUGGUAAACUUAUAGUACUAUAGAAUGGCUGGUGUUGUGUUGACUUAGGAGGUUAAAAUGGCAUCUCAUGGAGAAAUUGAUCAUGCAUUUUAUGUUCUUGAAUCUGCUAUGGUAUAUUAACUAAUAAAUCAUUUAAGGUUGAUACAGUUUCCUAGACUAGUUACUCCUCCUGAGUAUCGCUAAGUGUCUUCUUGGCAGAAAGAUAUUUUCUCCAAAGAAUUUAAACUUGGGCUGAAAUCCUAGCAAGUCAAGUCCCACCAAACUUGAGGGAGCUUGCUUUGGGGUAAUCAUGCAGAGGAUAAUGCUGUUAAAUUGGAAUUUCCCUAAGGUAGUGAUGAUGUGGCUGCUUUGAAAAUUAUAAAAGGUACCUAAGAAAUGACCAGCAUGUAGCAUCACUUACCCCAAUGGCUUCAGAUGAAUAGUAGACAUACCCAAUAUAUUCUCCAUCAGUUGAACAACUUGCAGUUAGAUGACCACUCUUGGUUCUGUUUCCUCUGCCAACUAUAUUCCUUAUACUUGAGAUACAUGAGAGCAGGAUCUUCCUUCUGCACCCAAAGGAGCAGUAGGCAAUGUGCACUGAAAUAUCCAUGGCUCUGCUCCCUUGGGAUGUUUGUGUGGGACUGUUAGUCUACAUGCUCCUGAGUCUUCAGGCCACACUAGUCCCCACUUCUCUGCUCAGCAGAAUAUGCCAUGUGGUGUUGACAUGGAGUGAUCCUACAUGGCUCUAUGGUGUUUUUUGUUUUUUUACUAGAUAGCUUUCCUGAACAUCUGUGGUUUAAUGGCAAAGCGCUCAGCGGAAAGUGUGAGAAGUUCUCUUAGAAAUAUGCCCUAGCACAAAGAUAUAUUUGCACAAUUUCAGUCUGAAACCAGAGGACAAAGCAAUGCUUCCCUGGUACUGCUUGCUUUUAUGCAAUAAUUAUGUUAUGCUAUCUCUCAAGCUGGAAAACUCACACUGGCACACAGGACAAGUUUGUUCUAGUACUACAUAAUCAGAGUUUAGCAAUGCUGUAAACUUUGGAAAUACGAAGACUUUGAAAAUAAGCAAUAUAUUUGGCUGAAAACUGCGGCAAGGAGGGUAGCACAAUAGACACAGUAGGAUUUAUGAAAUACUGUUAUGCAAUAUGCCAUUUAUAAUGCAAAAUUUAUAUGGUUGGCUUCAGAACUUUCUGCAUCUUACAGCUUUUUCCACUAAAGAAAAUUAUGUGGAACUAUCUGCCUGCCUUUCUGGAAAAUGCAUAAAGGGUUUUUGAUUAAAUCUGUUCAGUAUAAAUCUGCUUUCUUUUGAUUCAGUUAUUUGGCUGCUUAGGUAUCUGCCUGAUCCUGCAGAUUGUGUAGAAUGCUUUGGUCCACUCAUGUCCACAGAGGGCUGCUGAAGACAUUUUAUAUCUGAAACCAAGCCCUCCUCUCAACUACUGGGGUGAAGGGAGCACACAAAGGAUGUUGAAGGAUUUGGGAACUUCAGGGUAGAAGGAAGGAGGGAAAGCCUUUUCUUUAUUCCUUUGUCAGCUUCCCCUCUUCUUUGUAAAUUAUUGAGAUGGGACAGGGAGGAAGAUAGGAGGACAAAAAAAUAUGAGUCCUUUCCCCCUUCCCUUUCCCACCUCACAAUUUUUCCAGGUGUUGAAAACAUGGCAAUAGCACCCAAAGUUGGAGGCAAUCACUUUGCACUGCCUCACAGCACCUGUUCCCAACCAGUUUAAUCUUUGCAGUGGUGUUUAUGAUAUAAGGUAGUGUCCUCUUUGAUAGCGAUGUUUUCCCUGCAGAAAUAGGCACAGUGAGCUCUAGAUGCAAAGAAGCACAGUUCUCCUGUAACUUUAACAACAAUAUAGUUAUCAUGGUACUGUGG